AUGGGUCGUCCAAAGAAAGAAGUUAGUGAAGAGAAAUUUGAACGAUUUCAAAAAGAACUGGAAAUGGCAGGUGAUAAUGUAGACAUAUUAUUGAAGGAUAAAAGAGGAAGAUCCACUGCGUGUCUUCUAUGCCGACGAAGGAAACAAAAAUGUGACCAUAUGCUCCCCAGUUGUACAGCAUGCUUGAAAGCAGGAGUCAAAUGUGUCCAACCUUCUAGAUACGGUGCUGUUCAAGACAGCGAUAAUAAUGAUGAUGUCGGUCCAAGGAACCAAGAUAUUGAAGUGCAUGGUGCUUUCCUCAAUUCAAAAGAAGAAAUGGUACAACCCAAUAGAAACAUUCCAUUGCCAGAACAAGCUACUUUUAACAAUAAAUGGAUGAAUGAUCAAGGAAUAGCAGUACCAACCAUACACUACCCAUCAAAUUCCCAAUCUAUGGUAGACACAAGGAUACCUGUUAUACCGAAAACCUCAUUCCCUAGAACAAUAUCAGAGCCAACAAUACCUGAAGAGAAAAAUCCAACUAACUUAGUAUCACAUGCAUUUGUUAUGAACCCCAAACAAAUACCUACUCCCCUAUCCUCCCUAUCACAUGAUCCAUCUCCACCAGACACUGCUUCUAUCGAAGACACUCCAGCCAUUAAAAAGAGGCAAAAGAAAAUGAAAAAAGUUAAUGAAUCUAACGGGCUUUCUAGUACAAGAAAGCCUAAAGAGAACAAAAAGGAUCGAUACACUUUAUUUCUUGAAAGAAAAUUAAAUCAUCUGGAACAAUUAAUUCAACUACCUGCUGGUGGUGCAGCUUUCCAAAAGAAAUUAUCAAAAUAUAAAAUGGUUGGACAUCUCAUGGGUGAUGUAGGAGACUUAGAUGACUUGGAAAGCAUUCAAAACAUCAAUAAUACUACUAGUAACAAUACUGUCCAGAAUAUACCAAAUAUAUUACCUUUACCAGCUUCUGCUUCGCUCUCAACUUCCAAUAAACAAUUGCCCUUCCAUCAUUUUGGGUCCAUAAUCCCACCUUCUACCGGUGUUGGGAAUGUUAGCAGCUUCGUUAACCAAAAUAGUAACCCUUACCACAACCAAAAUACAAAUAUGAUUCCAGUGUUAUCAUCAGAUUCACUUGAUUCUGUUGAUUAUUCUAACUGUAUCUUCGCCAAAUAUAACUUAAAAGAGUUUUUCAAUUAUGACCCAGCCUUUGAAUUUGAUGAACAAUUAUCAAGAUCAUUCUUAGACACUUUCUUUACGAGAUUGCAAUUCAAAUAUCCCUUAUUGGAUGAAAAAGAAAUUUAUAACUUCCAUAACCAUUAUACCACAAAUGACAUCCAUUCUUAUUCCAAAUUCCAUUUCCAUUUUGCUUCGGGUAGAAUGUGGUUAGUCUUUAGUAUUAGUGCAUGUCUUCAUAUGACUACGGGCAAAUAUAAAGGAUUACCUCCAUUUCGUUAUUUCUCUACCGCAGUAAGACAUAUUGCCAGAUGUGAGAAUAAAUUAAAUGACGUUCAAAAAGUAGAAGUAUUGACUUUAUUGAUUCUUUACAUCGUAAGAACAGAUAGAGAUUCAUUGGUUUUGUACGAAAUCAUUAAGGAUGUUAUGGACAUUUGUCAAAAUAAAUUAUCUUUGAAUACAUGGAAUCCUCAAGAUCCUUUUGCUAAUAAAAGACUUCGAUUAUUUUGGUGUGUUUAUUUACUAGAAAGAAUGAUCUGCGUGGCUGUGGGGAAACCUUAUACCAUAAAGGAAUCCGACAUUAAUUUACCUCUUUUCAACGAAAAUUCAUUCAAUACAAAGGAGAACUCUAAACAACAGGGUGUUCAUUUCAUUAAUCAAUCUUUGAAACUACGCAGAAUAGAAUCAAAAUUUGUAGAAAUCUUGCAAAUUUUACCCAUAGGUGUAAAAUCUGCAGCCACAGUGAGACAAAAACAAUUACCUUUAGUGAAAACCUUUUUCCGUGAUUUGGAAUUAUGGAGAGCUUCGUGUUCAGUGGAUGAUGUUAAAAAUUAUGAAAAUGAAACAUUGAAAUUAUAUUAUUAUAGAUCUGUCCGUUUAUUAAUCCAACCCUAUUUAGAAUUUUUAACCCCAGAUGAUAGAUUAUUUAGAGAAUGUCAAGCAGCAGCUGGACAAAUCUGUCAACUUUACAAGAUUUUCCAUCAAAAGACCGUUUUUGGUCAUUCAACACCAGCGGUUCAUACUGUAUUUGUUGCGGGUGUCACAUUAAUUUAUUGUAUGUGGUUAGCAAGAAAUUUUGAUGAUGAAAGAAGGAAAAAUUUGGGGGAUUAUUCGAAACAUACGAGACCAUUAAUAAGCGCCUCAUUAUUUUCCACCAUGGAUGAUUUAAGAGCUUGUUCUGUUUGUCUUUAUGUAAUGACUGAAAGAUCAAAAUUUGCAAGAGUAUUUAGAGAUACAUUUGACCAAUUGAUGAACGCUACGGUGGGCAAUUUAAUAGAAAGAUGUGGACCCGAUUCUGCCGAAUUAAUCCAUUUAACAUCCGGGAAAUACGACGUGGAAACUUUGGAAGGAAACUCGAAAACCCGAGCAUUGGUCGAAAAUAAUCAAAUACCUGAAAAUAAUAAAGUAGAUUCAUUAGUAAAGACAUCUAACGGUUUACCUCCUGCAAUCGCAAGAGUUUUCGGUAAAAGGCAAGCCGAUGAACAUGUUGGUUUUGUUGAGAAUUCCCAAGUAGAUUUAGAAGAACAAAAGAAAUUCAAAAAGAGGCAAGGUUUACUGGAGAAAACCUCAGUUCCUAAAAGUUUAGCUGAUUUAUUAGUCAAAUCUGAAGGUGAAUCAAACACUAUUGAACAAGAAAAGAUAACAAGUUUGAGAACAGAAACCGUUUCUAAUACUGAAUUUGAUGCUCAAAAUCUUCGUAAUCAAAAUAGCUAUGUUAUCAAAAAGCCGUUAAAUCAAUCUGAAAGUGAUUGGCAGCUUUUUCAAAAACAAGCUGUCAUGCAACAACAAUUAGCUCAACAGAAUUUACAGGCUUACUUAUCUACAUUACAACAUAGUGGUACAAAUACAUCAAUACAAUCACAACAACAGCUAAAUAGCUAUAUAGCACCAUCUGCUUCUGACUAUGCGGUCUUAACUAAUAAUCAGUGUAUCACUAAUGCACAUAGUUCACAACAUACUGAUAGUAGCACAACAGGGAACCAGACAUUACACAACAUAGCCCAAUCUUUUAAUGCAUCUUUUGGUAAAUCUGAUAUACCAAAUGGCUAUUGUAUUUCAAAACCACAACUACACAAAGAAGGUAAAAUUGCCGUUAUGCCGUCAACUUCACGAUCGUUUCCAAUACAACAGAAUACUUCCUCAGUUGGUGAUAUAUUAUUCAGUAAUGGUACUCAUGAAAUGAUUAAUAAUAUCUCCACAUGGACAAAUAAUGCAAUUACAGAUUCGAUGGGCAAAUUAUAUGUACCAGUAUCCUCACAUACAUCUCGUCCGGGCCAGAAUGAUCCACAACGUCAAAACCGAAGCCAGCAAGAAAAUUCAUAUGCAACUCAAAUUUCAACUUCUUAUUACUCUAAUACUAAUAAUAAUGGACAGAAUUUUCCAGCUCGAGAUGGUCAAGGCAAUUCAAUUCCUUAUCAAAGGCCUUCGGAGAAUAAUCUAAAUACGCAUCUGAAAAAUCCUCAGCUAGCGCGCGAACUCAAGAAUGGUAAUUUGACUGAUCUUCCAUCUUCCCAGGUAAAUCAUCAGAAUUUAUCAAAGGUGUCUAAUAAUGAUUGGGAAACUCAUGUUUCUGCGCCAGCUGCCGAAGAAUUCUGGACUGUUAAUGAUGACUACGGAUUUCUAACUUAA
This is a messenger RNA of Naumovozyma dairenensis CBS 421, 3783 nucleotides long. RefSeq lists its product as uncharacterized. Bases 1 to 3783 code for a protein of 1260 amino acids. Gene Ontology annotation, molecular function: sequence-specific DNA binding; DNA-binding transcription factor activity, RNA polymerase II-specific; zinc ion binding. Gene Ontology annotation, biological process: DNA-templated transcription; positive regulation of transcription by RNA polymerase II. NCBI's taxonomy places the organism in Eukaryota, Fungi, Ascomycota, Saccharomycetes, Saccharomycetales, Saccharomycetaceae. The transcript has a single exon. The record is from RefSeq and is a predicted model, not a curated record.